Messenger RNA from Cyprinus carpio (common carp), 3514 nucleotides. RefSeq names its product type II inositol 3,4-bisphosphate 4-phosphatase. The record is from RefSeq and is a predicted model, not a curated record. Gene Ontology annotation, cellular component: cytoplasm. NCBI's taxonomy places the organism in Eukaryota, Metazoa, Chordata, Actinopteri, Cypriniformes, Cyprinidae. Gene Ontology annotation, molecular function: phosphatidylinositol-3,4-bisphosphate 4-phosphatase activity.
AGUGCAGUUUAGUGCAGUUGACUGAUUUACUGAUUUGGUUAAUUUUGAAAUGAUAAUGUUUCAUUCUGUUUUUACUUGUCAUUUCAAAGACUAUAUUUAAACAAUACUACACUUCAUUAAAAAUGUAUGUGAUCAUUUAACAAUUAUCAUUCAAUAUUGUAUUUAUCUUGUUUAUCAUGGGUCACAUAAUAUGCUGCCAGAUCAAAGCCUGAUUUGGGCCAGAUGAUCACUGGACUGAUCUGGGCCACACUCCUCCCUCCUACAAUCGGCCCUAAUAUUGUUUGCCGUGAUCCACGCCGUGCCAUCAUUGUCACACAUGGCCCAUCUCUGGCUGAAAGGGUACAUGCCAUUGCUGACAGGAGGCCAGCAGUGCAAGCUUGAGGCCACAUUUGGGCCAAGUCCGUUUGCUAUGUGGGUGUCUACAUAGACAGCAUUUACCAAACGGCUGUCUUCUAAGAUAGCUUGUUUUGGCCAAAUUGGAGUGCUGUCUGCUGGGUUGCUGCCUACGAAGUGCCCUCAUAAGUUUCCUUGACAGUAAGCAUGCAGUAAACAUUAAGAAAGCUUGCUGUGUUUUGAAGCAGAGCUGGUGUGUGUGAGGAUCGCUCCUUAGUCAUGAUUGAUAGUGUUGUGACUGUGAGUUACAGACGGAGGGAUUCCCGGCACACUGCACCACAGAUUACUACAUUAGUAUUAAUAGAGUGCUGUUUUUCUUUAUUUGGCAUAUUGCUCAUGUUACGGUGUAGACACUGCCCGUUUCGCUGUCGGUGGCUGGUUGUUUUUUUCUCUGUCGUUCUUUCUGUCUCUCUUGAAACUCAGUCUAGGUUUUCUCUUUGGUGAAGAGCAGCAGAAGUACAAAAGGACCGUCUCUUGUGUAAAGCAGCAAGGCGUACAGUACAUGGGGUCCAAAAGUCUGGAAAGCUAUUUUUUUCCAUAUUGUACAUUGGAUUGAAAAAUGAAGGACAGCAGAUGAUUCAGCUACCGUGGGCACAGUGGUGGUGAGCCGGAUGAAGAUGGGUGAGAUCGAGGAUGGUGAGGUGGACCACAUUACCGCCGACAUGCACCAGAAGUGCACGCUGGUGUACGAGUCGUCACAUGGAAGGAUUAAUGACAAAGAUAACGGACCAAUAAUGAAUGCCGUGUUUAAGAACGCGGUGUGUAAGGUCUACAGGUUUCAGACGGUGGACAGUAAAGGGAUGUUGGUUCGGGAACAGAUGGCGGAGUGUACGCUGUCCUUCAGCAUCCCGAAGCAGCUCAUUGCCCUCUACAUUCAGGAGGACACCUGCAGGAUACAAGAGCUGAAAGAUCUAGGAGAGCUCUCUCCACACUGGGACAACCUGCGGAAGGACGUGAUCUCUCGCUAUGACCAGAUCAUCAAAGAAUACCAGGACACGCUGGCGGAGCUGGAGAAACUUACUGGCCCGUUGUUCAAGCCCAGCUGCAGCAAAGGCCAGAAAUAUCUGGAGUUCAUUCCCAUCAACCUGCACACACAGAGAAUGCGGGUGACGUGUCCAAGGAAAACAGAUUCCUUCUAUGAUGUGGUCACAGUAGGAGCUCCAGCAGCCCAUUCGCACGGCUUCAAGAACGGAGGCUUGCAGAAACUGCUCAGCAAAUAUGAAACCGAGAAGAAGAGCUUCAGCACAGCGUAUCAGUGCAUUUACUAUCCUCCAGAACAGGCGGCCAAGGCCCGCGAGAUCCUGUGUGUGGUGUCCCAGCUGCAGCCGCACAUCUCUGCGCUGGCCGACCAGCUGCUCCAGACGGCCCAUCAGAGCCCCAUCCAGCCUCUCCGAGACAUCCUCAAGAGCCUGGAGGAGAAGACGGAGCAGUUUGUUCAUGCCCUGAAGGAUGAGCUGGUGAAGAGCGCCCUCCUGGCGCUGCACGCCGCCCGUCCUGGGUACAUCAGCAAAAGUCAGACUUCUGCUCCGUCCAGCCCACACCCCGGAGCCACCGAGGAGCCGCACAGCGUCUGUAACAAUGUGGACGGCUCUCAGACCCCGUCGAAAGAGAGCCGAGCAUCUCCCAUCCGCUCAGACUCCAUCCCGCACCACAAGGAGUACGACGAGGAGGAAUGGGACAGGGUCUGGGCCAGUGUGGCGAAGAGUUUGAACUGUGUCAUCGCCCUGGUGGAUAAACUACAGGAACAAGACAACAACAACCUGGAACCAGCACCCAGCCACACGCUCGCUGACGUCAUCACCUCACACAAUCCUGAUCCUCCCCUGACAGCUGCAGUUUGUCGGGAUCAGCUCGGCGUAAAGGUUCAGUCAUUGAAGGAGUGUGUGGCAGAAGUGGCGGAGAGAGCCAGGUGCUCCGUGAGCUUCGUCCUGCUCCAGGAGGCAGCGUGCAGCACGGCACAGGGCCUGCAGCUGCAGCAGAGACGGGACGCUGUUUUCAGCCAGGCACUGGCUGCGCUGGCAUGUGGAUUUGUCAUGCGAUUAUACGCAGGUUUGGAAGAUAAGGGCUUUCUCAGACAGUUGCACGCCGUCGGGCUGGUGGCCCAGUUUGAGAGCCUGCUGAGUACUUACAGUGAAGAAAUAGGGAUGUUGGAGGACAUGGAGGUGGGAAUCAGUGACCUGCACAGAGUGGCCUUCAGGAUCACAGAGGCGGCGUCUGAGGAAGCAGCCAGCCUGCAGCCCACCGUCAGCGGUAGACGAGACCGUUACACUGUCGAGGUGCCUCUCCCACAUCAUGCCUUCCAAGCGCUCCCGGAUGAGCUGCGCCAGGGCAAGCCGUUACACGUGCUCCCUGUGCUCUUCAACGUGGGCAUAAACGAGCAACAGACCAUCGCUGAGAGAUUUGGUGACAUAUCUUUACAGGAGAGAAUAAACCAGAAGAACUUUGAGAUUCUAGAAGGUUACUAUAAAUCCUUAACCAACACGGUGCCAUCUGAAUGCUUGCCUUGUUUUCAGACACAGACAGACAUUAAGGAACUGCUCGACACCCUCGGCCAGAAUGUAGUAACCAAGAAGAGAAAGAAUGUGGAGAUCCUGUGGCUUGCGGGGAUGAUCUGUCGACGGAUUAAUGGUAUCCGCUUCACCAGCUGUAAAAGUGCCAAAGACAGGACGUCCAUGUCAGUGACGCUGGAGCAGUGCUCUCUUCUGCGGGACGAGCACCAGCUCAAUAAAGAUUACUUUGUGCGAGCUCUGGACUGCAUGCGAAGCGGUCGCUUGGCCCAGGGAGAGGUUGCCCAGUGGGAUGACCCUGAAGUGGGCUCCGUAGCUAUUAACAAGCCGGCGUCCCGCCACUUCUAUCCAAUCGCCCUUCUGCUUGUCAGCUCCCACCUGCUGGUGGUGUGGCUCAUUUUAAGUCUUGUUUUUUUGCUUGCGAAAUACCAAUAAACUGCUGAUUAUGCCAUAACCGAGCUGCGUCUAACUUCUUACUUGCUUUCUCGAGUGGUUCUUUCUGUCUUCACGAAUCACACUUUGAUUUCUGAUUUUCAUUUGGUAGUGACUAGGUUUGCAGGUAUUUAUGGAAGCCGGUUUUUGCCAAGGAUUUAAAAAUGAAAAAAUAACUUUUA